This is a messenger RNA of Rhinopithecus roxellana (golden snub-nosed monkey), 1492 nucleotides long. RefSeq names its product putative golgin subfamily A member 6-like protein 19. Lineage: Eukaryota; Metazoa; Chordata; Mammalia; Primates; Cercopithecidae. The record is from RefSeq and is a predicted model, not a curated record.
AUGUGACCCCAACCCCGCCUCCCUCCGCACCCCAUGAUGUCAGAAAAAACACGACAGGGAAAAUUCACCACAGCCAAGAAAAAGUUAAAAGAAUAUUGGCAGAGGAAGAGCCCUGGUGUUCCAGCAGGAGCUAACAGGGAAAAGAAAAUCAAUGGCAGUAGCCCUGACACAACCACUUCUGGUGGUUACCGCUCACCUGGGGAUUCAGCAACAGGUAUCUACAGGGAGGGCCCUGUGUCAUCUACUACCCUGAAAGAUCUACAGAGCCAGUACCAAGAACUAGCAGGAGCCCCAGACUCAAGCUCCGCAAUAAUCAGUCAACUCAGUGAAAACAUCCAUUCACUGGAAGAGUCCAGUGGCGUUCGCACAUUGAAGGAGGAGAAGAAGCAUGAGAUACAUCGGGUACAGAAGCUUGGGAGGAGCUUCUUCAAACUCAAACACCAGAGGGCUGAAUCCCGGGCCCCAGAUCCCCCAGCAGGGCCCUCUGAGGUGGAGCAGCUACAAGAUGAGACCAAACACCUAAGGAAGGCGCUAGAGAGUCUGGGAAGACAGCUCCAGGCCGAGGUGGAAAACAAUCAGAUGUUGAAUCUCCUGAACAGGAGACAGGAGGAGAGGCUAUGUGAGCAGGAGGAGAGGCUAUCUGGGCAGGAGGAGAAGCUACGUGAGCAGGAGGGGAGGAUACGUGAGCAGGAGGAGAGGAUACGUGAGCAGGAGGAGAAGCUACGUGAGCAGGAGGAGAGGCUAUCUGGGCAGGAGGAGAAGAUACGUGAGCAGGAGGAGAGGAUACAUGAGCAGGAGAAGAGGAUACAUGAGCAGGAUGAGAGGCUAUGGGAGCAGGAGUGGCUGCCAGAGCAGGAGAGGCUGCUGGAGGAGGUGAAGAAGCUCUUGGAACGGGAGAGACGGGAGGAGGAGGAGGAGAAGCUGCUAGAGCAUGAGAGGCUGCUGAACCAGGUAGAGAAGCUGCUGGAAGAGGAGAGGCUGUGGGAGCAGGAUGAGAGACUGCGGGAGCAGGAGAGGCUGCUGGAGCAGGUGGAGAAGCUUUUGGAACGGGAGAGGCGACAGGAGGAGCAGAAGAGGCUGCUGGAGGAGGAACAGCUGCUGGACCAAGUGGAGGAGCUGCUGGAACAGGAGAGGCUGCGGGAGCAGGAUCAGAGGCUGUGGGAGCAGGAGACACUGCGGGAGCUGGAGAGGCUGCGGGAGCUGGAGAGGAUGCUGGAGCUGGGGUGGGAAGCCCUCUACAAGCAGCAGGUGGAGCCACACGGCAGCUUUGAGGAGCUGAACAACGAGAACAAGAGUGCAUUGCAGUUGGAGCAGCAAGUAAAGGAACUGAAGAAGCUGGGUGGAGCUGAAGAACCAAGAGGCUCAGAGUCUGCAGCAGCAGGGAGACCAGUACCUGUGUCACCUGCAGCAGUAUGUGGUCGCUUAGCAGCAGGUGGCCACUUAUCAGCAGCUGACCUCUGAGAAGGAGGUGCUGCACAGGCAGUUACUGCUG